AUGGGGUCGCUGGGUUGUGGGCAAAGACCUCGUAAGAUUGAUCAAGGAGUAGGAGGAGUGCAGGGCCUGUCGACCAGGUUCGGGUUGGGUAGUUCAUCGUCGACCUCUGGGCUUUUAAGAUUUUUUGCUCUUACACCUACUUGGACCGGAUUCGGUGCUCCUGCUGCCUCUACAGGAUUCGGUGCAUCUGCUGCCACUGCAGGAUUCGGUGCGCCUGCUCCUGCUACGACUGGAUUCGGUGCCCUUGCCACUGGUGAAUUUCACGGAUACGGCGCGAGCCUUUUAUCAUCACCCGCAUCAGCAGCAGUGGCAAAAGCAAGCGAAUCCUCACCCUCCUCAUCCUCCAGCAUAAACACAAAACCCAAAGCCGUAAAGUCCGUGGCCGUCGCAGAAGAGACCAUUCUCCUCACCCUCCUCGCCCAAAAUCCAUACCUCGAAUACCUCGCCCUCCCUUCUUACUGUCUCGAGAAAGAGGAUGUUGUGGCGCUGCUCUGGGAGUCGUUGAUGUCGUUAAAGGAGUUGCGUUCGCAGUCGGAGUCACCGGGGCAAGGGGGACUAUGGUGUGCAAGGGAGGGUGCGAGAGCGGCACGGUUCUCGCUGUUUGAUCGACCGGUGAUUUAUGAUGGUAUGCGUUCCGUUUCGGCGUUCAUGGGGCAUAUUCAGCCUAUUGCUGGAGUUGGAGUUGUAGGAGGAGGAGGAGGAGGAGGAGAUAUGUCGUCGGCAGCAUGGGCGCUGGUGGAAAAGUACCCGCGGUUGAGGGAUCUUCAACUAGACCUGGUCGCGACUAUCAACCGCGAGGAAUUGGAUGCCCUCCGCGCCGUAACCGACUCGAACUUGGCCUACCUCGAGAUUGAUAUCUGUCACCAAGUUCUUGUCAACACCCCGGGAGAGGGGUCCUUCUCGACGUCCAUUGAGCUGGCGACUUGUGGGCCAGGGGAGGAGCACCGUUUCGACAAUACUGUCAUGGAUACCUUUCUGAGACAUGCAUCGACGUUGGAGUACAUUGAUGUAUCGGGCCGUCGCUUUUGUGCGGAGACUUUGCAGGCUUUACUCGAUAACGGUCCGAGGUUGAAAUUUGUAAAGACCAUGGAGGACGAUCUUGGGUACCGCCCUAGUCUGGAGACAGAAUUGGAUUUCAUGGGAGCUAUUCAGCACCUCUGGCGAUGUGAGAUGCUAGAAGUUUUCGAGUGCAAGAUCAUCAACGUCCCCCGGCCCGAUGUGUUCGUCGCCGAGAUUGAGCCAGAGCUCGACCUCAGCCAAUGGACACCGCCACCCCCUGCAUUCACCCUCGAAACACCCCCCUCCCCGCUCGCGGUCCAAGAAUCCCACACCUUCCAACGACUCCUCCUCAAGAACCUCGGCCGCUGUACGCACCUCCGAAAACUGUGGCUGGGCACAUCCGGGAACAACCGCAACGACCCCGAAUACUCCUACCUCGACCUGAACGGUCUCCGUAGGAUGGUUGUCGACGGCUAUAUGCAAACCUCCUGCCUAGAACUCUCUCUUGCCAGUGGGUUGGAUGAGCUGAGCGGAUUGGAAGAGUUGGAAAAGUUAGUGGUGGCGGGGAUGGCGCAUAGGAUUGGGCUUGCAGAAGUGAAAUGGAUGGCGGAGCAUUGGCCCCGGUUGAGGAGAAUUUAUGGAUUGGAGUACUAUGAUUGCGACGAUCAGCUUCUAGAUGAGGGGGAGGAAGAAGAGCGAGUGGUGCCAGAGUGCAUUGUGUGGUUGAGAGAGAGCCGGUCCGACAUCACAGUCUCUUAG
This is a messenger RNA of Linnemannia hyalina, 1758 nucleotides long. NCBI's taxonomy places the organism in Eukaryota, Fungi, Mortierellomycota, Mortierellomycetes, Mortierellales, Mortierellaceae. The record is from the annotation of a GenBank genome assembly.